Portunus trituberculatus (swimming crab) is the source of this 908-nucleotide messenger RNA. Its product is annotated as keratin-associated protein 21-1-like. The record is from RefSeq and is a predicted model, not a curated record. The transcript is spliced from 2 exons. Lineage: Eukaryota; Metazoa; Arthropoda; Malacostraca; Decapoda; Portunidae. Bases 94 to 501 code for a protein of 135 amino acids.
CUCACUCAGUCUUCGCAAGUAUAUAUAGGAGCACCAGGGGGCAGACAGCUUCAGUGUCUCCUCCGACUUCGUCCAGAGUACAUCCUCGCCGCCAUGAAAGCCACACUUAUUCUUGCGUGUGUCUGCGCCGCUCUGUCUGCCGCCUACGCCGCUCCUGGCUACGGCGGUUACGGUGGGGGGUAUGGUGGCGGCUAUGGAGGUGGCUACGGCGGCGGCUACGGUGGCGGCUAUGGUGGCGGCUACGGUGGCGGCUAUGGCGGCGGCUAUGGUAACGGGUAUGGCUUCGGCGGGCAUUACCGUGGCAGCAGGGGAGGCUACGGCGGCGGCUACAUUAGCUACACCCUGAGGACUCCUGGCGGCGGCUACAGCUUCGGCGGCCCUGGCAAUGCUGGCGUUCAUGGCAACACUGGCUACGGGUAUGGCGGCGGCUAUGGUGGCGGUUAUGGUGGUGGAUAUGGCGGCGGUUAUGGCGGAUAUGGCGGCUACGGAUACGGGCACUAAGAAAAUGUAUUUGUAUGAAAAACGCUAAAAAAAAAUCAUGUCGACCCCAAGUGCUUUCAAAGGGAUGAGGGAUUCGUGAGGCGAGCUUUUGUAGUUUAUUGGAGAAAUUGUACGAGUUAAGCUUUUUUUUUAUUAUUAUUCUUUCUCUUUUUUCUUGUGUGUUUCUCCUUGUGUUUGUUCUAUCCUCUAUCUUAUUUCCCGUAUUUCUUCGCUCAGGUGAAGUUUUCUUUCGAUCGAUUCACUGUUCAUCGGGUGUCUGUUUAUCGCUCGUGAGUUUAAUAUGAGAAAGUUGAUGCCAAAGUCUGUCUGGAUUCAAGCUUUACUUAAUCUUAAUGGAUGUCUUGUCUCGUUACUCUAUUUACUAUGAAAAAUGAAAUAUUGGUGAUGAAUAAAACUUUCAAAAAUUA